AUGGGCUCACCAUUUCCUACAUCCAUCUCCAAGGUCGGCGAGGGACACAUUGUCGUCAGCCCACUGCCUUCGGGCGGCAAUGGGCUUGAGACCAUUACAUAUCAGUAUCCACUGAAGCUGAUUUCACCGACGCCAUCCGUGCACCAGAAAAGCGUGCUGGUCUUUCUUCUCUCUUACGGAGGAGGUCUCGUGGGAGGAGACCACAUCAACCUCGACGUCGAUGUGCGGGCUGCCGCCCUCCUGAGUGUGGUCACCCAAGGCCAUACGAAGAUCUUCAAGUCAGCAUCGCCAGACAUUGUCACGAGCCAGAACCUCAACGUUCGGAUCCAAGAUGAUGCCUCCCUGUGUCUCCUGCCAGAUCCCGUCCAACCCUUUGCGGACAGCGUCUACAUCCAGAAGCAGAUAUUCACAGUAACGCCUACGUCGACAUUGUGCUUCCUAGACUGGGUCACGCAGGGACGGACGGCUCGUGGAGAAAACUGGAGUUUCGUCUCCUGGAAAGGCUGCAAUGAGGUGUGGCUGGCUGGUCACAGUCCAGACGCGAAGCCAAGACUCCUCGUGAGAGAUACCGUUCUCCUGUCGAGCCCGGACAGUGUCGUCCUGGGCCGGUCCUUGAGAGACGCCAUGCAUCAAAUGGCCGUCUUUGGCACUCUCAUUCUGCGCGGACCAAAGGUGCAGCGCUUGGCGGACUUUUUCACGACAGAGUUUGCCGCUUUGCCAAGGCUAGGUGCGCGCGACUUUCGUACCAUUGAGGAUCAAGCGAAAGAAGACAGCCAACUGUCUGAGCUGGAACGAUGGCGAGCACGGAGGAUCAGGAUGGAGAGGGAGCAGGGGAUACUAUGGUCAGCGGCCCAAGUUCGAAGCUGCGUCAUAGUCAAGCUCGGUGCCAGGACGGUAGAAGGCGGGCGAGAGUGGGUUGGAGCGAUGCUCUCGAAAGAAGGCAGUGUAGAAGAGCACUUUGGCGAGGAAGCACUCAUGUGCGUCAAGUAG
Messenger RNA from Emericellopsis cladophorae, 990 nucleotides. Its product is annotated as Urease accessory protein-like protein. Gene Ontology annotation, molecular function: nickel cation binding. The coding region runs from base 1 to 990 and encodes 329 amino acids. Lineage: Eukaryota; Fungi; Ascomycota; Sordariomycetes; Hypocreales; Bionectriaceae. The record is from RefSeq and is a predicted model, not a curated record. The transcript has a single exon.